AUGGACCCCUUCAGUAUCUCCGUCGGCGCUAUUGGGAUCACAGAAUUUGCUCUAUCCAGCAUUAGUAAACUUCGGGGAAUCCUUGAUGGCCUCGACGAAGCGAACGAUGUGAUGCAAGACGUGACCUUUGAGUUAGAAGCUAUACGGCAUCCACUCUCCAUCCUCGAGGAUCUCCAGAUUUCUGAUGAACCAACAUAUCUUGCAGCAAAACGGGAUCUGGAGAGAACCGGCGUUGCUGAAGCAGUGAACAAAUGCGGGCAGGCAUGCGACAAGUUUUCAAAGAGGCUCGAGAAAUGGACGAAGCAUUCUAAUACCACGGAGCUUUCCAUCCGGGAUCGACUGUCGGUCGGCUUAUGGAACAGAGAGAAGAUCCGGACGUUCAGGAUGCAGGUCCAUUCUUGUCAGUCGAUUGUCCAGUUUGCUAUCGACAGCGCCCAGUUAAUCAUCCUAGUACGGUCCGAAAAUGCGUCCAAAACUAAACGGCAAGAGACUGAGAAACAACUACGAGUCCUCGAGACUGCUAUCCAGAAGCACAUCGAGCUCACAAAAAUACAACAAGACGAAGCUUUGCAGCGCAGGAAGGACCUUGGAAGCCUAGAGGACGAAGAUGAGGAAGACGACGGCCAGCGAACUCUGGCCAUUCGAGAGACCGAAGAGCAAUCCCGUUUACUAGAAGCCGACCAAUCUGCCUCUGGCAUUGUUUCCCAAAUACUCUCGACAUUGUCUGUCCCACGUGGCAAUACAUAUACCAUCGAUUUCUCAAAUAGUCACAAUCAUGGGGGUCUACAGAUCGGUCACAGCGCAGGUACGAUCAAUUGGAAUGGCAGUCGCACCUAA
This is a messenger RNA of Penicillium canescens, 837 nucleotides long. RefSeq lists its product as uncharacterized. NCBI's taxonomy places the organism in Eukaryota, Fungi, Ascomycota, Eurotiomycetes, Eurotiales, Aspergillaceae. The coding region runs from base 1 to 837 and encodes 278 amino acids. The record is from RefSeq and is a predicted model, not a curated record. The transcript is spliced from 2 exons.